CAUCACGUAAUUGAGGUUAAAAGAGGCAUUAGUGUACAAAAUAAGUAAUCAUCUUAUUAUAAGUGAGAAAAGAAAAAGAAAAAUGUAUCCAAUUGAGAAAUUGACUUGCAAGGGGCUAAUGAACAUAGUAGAAGAAGAGAGUGAAGAAUAUGAAUUUGUUAAGAAAGGUUUUGUAAAGGGUAUGGGAUUUAUGGGGCAUGUCACAAAUGUCAUGGCUAUUCAUAAGAACAACGUUUCCUCUAGUUUGGUAAGGCAAGCUCGUUUGGAUUCAUUUCACAUUUUUUCUAAGGCGGUGUCAAUUAAAUGCGGAGGGGAUGCUAAUGUGAAGUGUGCUUGGUAUGGUGGCUCAUUAGAUGAACUUAUAGAGAUUGUAUCUAUUGGAUUCACCGGAUGCCACAUUCAUGUAGAGGAUGAUGAGUCUCAUGGUGUUGGAAUUUCCUUAUUUUCUGCCAAUUUUUCCAUUGAUAGUGCAAUGUGUACGGUGGUAGAUGAGAAUGGUUUGAGGCAUGUGAUGCUAUGCAAAGUGAUACUAGGGAAUGUUGAAAAUGUUCCAGCUGAUUCAAAACAGAGCCAGCCUAGUUGUAAGAAAUAUGACACUGGGGUCGAUGAUAUUUCAGCACCAACAAAAUAUAUUAUAUGGACUGCUUUUAUGAAUUCACACAUUCACCCGGAUUAUAUUAUAAGUUUCAACUAUAAUAAUUAUAUCAAGGAUACAUUUUGGACAAUAAAACCUGGAUCACAAUAUGUGAUGUUUCCUAAUCUAGUGGCAAGAGUUUCAAAUCAUUUGAGUCCAUCAAAAAUGUGUUCGUUACUGAAAAGCUACUGGAAUUACAAAGAGGAAAAGAUUAGAAGAGAAAUAUGGAUAAAGAGAGUGAGGAAGAUAGUAGGAGAUGAUGGAUUGCUGCAUUCAGUGAUCACUCAUGGCGAUUUGCAGCCUCUUUAGUUUCAAUUUUUGAUACCUUGAGCUCCACUUAGUAUUAAUUGGAUUACAUAAAACAUCACGGUAAAUGUUAAAUAUUUACAGUUAUUAAGAACUUGUAGUUAACUUUUUAAACU
Cicer arietinum (chickpea) is the source of this 1056-nucleotide messenger RNA. RefSeq names its product probable inactive poly [ADP-ribose] polymerase SRO2. Gene Ontology annotation, molecular function: NAD+ poly-ADP-ribosyltransferase activity. Lineage: Eukaryota; Viridiplantae; Streptophyta; Magnoliopsida; Fabales; Fabaceae. The record is from RefSeq and is a predicted model, not a curated record.